AGCCUCCUUUUUUAACAAUCCCGUUCACUGCAGUCACAGGUGCCGCUUUCCCAUGCUCACCCGCUUCGCCCUCCGUCGUUAACGUCACCCUCACAUCCUCCUCCUCGCCGUCCUCCUUCCCGCACCGUUGCUGAUUACCUCCUCGCUUGUGGCCGCCAUUGGCGCCGUCCGUGUCCGGCGAAGAUAUGGUGAAAUCGCUAAAUACGGUGACCUUGAUCUUCAAGCUACCGUAUUACACGCAAUGGGGGCAGAGCCUCGUCAUCGCCGGCUCUGAACCGGCGCUCGGAUCUUGGAACGUCAAGCAAGGGCUGGCACUGAGCCCAGUUCACCAGGGGAACGCGCUAGUCUGGUCCGGCCAAGUUUCUGUUGCUGCUGGCUUCACCUCUGAGUACAGCUAUUAUGUGGUCGAUGACCACAAGAAUGUGUUGAGAUGGGAGUCUGGGAAUAAAAAGAAGUUAGUGCUGCCAGAAGGUGUGCAGGACGGAGACGUAGUCGAGAUCCGUGACUGGUGGCAGGAUGCUUCUGAAGCUCUUUUCCUUCGAAGUGCAUUCAAGGAUGUCAUUUUCAGUGGAAAUGAAAAUGCGAAAAGAGCGCUGCAGUCAUCUUCCCUCAGCAAAACUUUGGAUCCUGAAGAUAUUGUCGUGCAAUUUAUCAUUAGCUGUCCUAGACUAGCAGCUGGCUCUACUGUCAUCGUCACAGGAAGCAACCCUUCAAUAGGAAAUUGGCGAGCUCAAGAUGGCCUCAAGCUCAACUAUGUUGGAGAUUCCAUUUGGAAGGCAAACUGUGUGUUGAGAAAGGCGGAGUUCCCCAUAAGAUAUAAAUACUGUCAAAUUAGUGAAGCAGGAGUCUCUUCAUUGGAGUUUGGUCCAAACAGAGAAGUUGAUGUGGAUUAUUCAUCACCCAAACCAGCCAGAUACAUACUCUUAUCUGAUGGCUCCCUCCGGGAAUCACCAUGGAGGGGUGCUGGUGUUGCCGUACCGAUAUUUUCAAUCAGGUCAAAUGAAGACCUUGGUGUUGGAGAGUUCCUAGAUCUUAAACUUCUUGUUGACUGGGCAGUCAAUUCAGGUUUUCAUCUUGUUCAGCUCCUUCCUAUCAAUGAUACUUCUGUCAACGGGAUGUGGUGGGAUUCAUAUCCAUAUAGCUCACUCUCUGUAUUUGCAUUACACCCCUUGUACCUGAGAGUACAAGCGCUUUCAGAUGCUAUUCCAGGGGAUAUUAAGGAAGAAAUUUUGCAUGCAAAGAAGCAGCUGGACAAAAAGGAUGUUGACUAUGAGGCAUCGUUGGCCACAAAGCUGAAAAUUGCAAAAAAAAUAUUCAAUUUAGAAAAGGACAAAGUAUUAAAUUCUGCUUCAUUCAAGAAGUUCUUAUCUGAAAAUGAGGAAUGGUUGAAACCAUAUGCUGCAUUUUGUUUUCUGCGGGAUUUCUUUGAGACAUCAGAUCACAGCCAAUGGGGUCGGUUUUCUCAGUUCUCCAAGGAGAAGCUUGAUAAGCUUGUCGGAGAAGAUACUUUGCACCAUGAUAUUAUACGUUUUCAUUACUAUAUCCAAUAUCAUCUAUAUACGCAAUUAUCGGAGGCAGCUGCAUAUGCAAGGAAGAACAAAGUUAUUCUGAAAGGAGAUUUGCCUAUUGGUGUUGAUAGGAAUAGUGUGGAUACAUGGGUAAACCCUACAUUAUUUCGCAUGAAUACAGCUACUGGUGCACCUCCAGAUUAUUUUGACAAAAAUGGACAAAACUGGGGUUUUCCUACUUAUAAUUGGGAGGAGAUGUCAAAGGAUAAUUAUGGGUGGUGGCGAGCUCGUCUGACACAGUUGGCAAAAUACUUCACAGCAUAUAGGAUAGACCAUAUUUUGGGUUUCUUUAGGAUAUGGGAGCUUCCAGAACAUGCUGCUACAGGUUUGGUCGGGAAAUUUAGACCUUCAAUUCCUCUUAGCCAGGAGGAGCUUCUAGGGGAUGGUAUGUGGGAUUUUGAUCGGUUGAGCCGCCCAUAUGUUCGCCAGGAAUUGCUGGAGGAGAAGUUUGGAUCUUUGUGGACAGUUAUUGCAGCCAACUUUCUGAACGAGUAUCAGAAGCAAUGCUACGAGUUCAAAGAGGAUUGCAACACUGAGAAAAAGAUUAUUGCAAAGAUUAAAACCAGUCCUGAAAAAUCACUCUGGUUGGAGAAAGAAGACAGUAUUCGGCGUGGUCUGUUUGAUCUACUACAGAAUAUAGUGCUGAUCAGAGAUCCAGAAGACUCUACAAAGUAUUAUCCUCGUUUUAACCUGGAAGAUACUUCAAGUUUUAGGGACUUAGAUGAACAUAGCAAAAAUGUACUUAGAAGAUUAUACUAUGACUACUAUUUCGCUCGCCAAGAAAAUCUUUGGCGUCAAAAUGCGUUGAAGACUCUGCCUGUCCUGUUGGACUGUUCGGAUAUGUUAGCAUGCGGGGAAGAUCUUGGUCUUAUACCUGCUUGUGUUCACCCUGUUAUGCAAGAACUUGGGUUGAUUGGAUUGCGUAUCCAGAGAAUGCCAAGUGAACCAAACUGUGAAUUUGGUAUUCCAUCUCAAUAUAGCUAUAUGACGGUUUGUGCUCCCUCAUGUCACGAUUGCUCCACAUUACGUGCUUGGUGGGAAGAAAAUGAAGGGAGAAGAAGUCGCUUCUACAAGAGCGUAAUUGGUAGUGAGGACGAGCCCCCAUCUCGUUGCACCCCAGAAGUAGUGCACUUCAUAGUUCAGCAGCAUUUUGAUGCUCCGUCAAUGUGGGCAAUCUUUCCAUUGCAGGACUUGCUCGCACUGAAAGACAAGUACACUACAAGACCAGCUGUGGAGGAAACAAUCAACGACCCCACAAACCCAAGGCAUUAUUGGAGAUUCCGCCUACAUGUGCCACUGGAGUCUAUGUUGGAGGACAAAGACAUCCAAGCAACCAUCAAGGAACUUGUCACAAGUAGUGGGAGGUCAUAUCCUGGCAAGAAAGUGGAUGCUGCCGGAGGAAGUGGAGGGAAGCUCACGAAUGGUAAAGCUUAGGUAAAAUACGCAAGAACGGCUAUCGAGCUGGAUCAUGAUUACAAGUAAAUAGAAUAAGGUGAUAUAUUGCCGUGUCCAUUGAGAUGGUGCUGUUUCAGCUAGAAAUUGUUUGCACCCACUGAUUCAUUUGAACACUCCGGAGAAUAAUAAGUCCUAAUGCCAUUCUAUGAAGGCAGCUUGUGAAAUAAAUGAUCAGAACUCGGUUUUUUCUGGUGAAA
Molecule: messenger RNA, 3220 nt
Organism: Lolium rigidum
Lineage: Eukaryota; Viridiplantae; Streptophyta; Magnoliopsida; Poales; Poaceae
Product: 4-alpha-glucanotransferase DPE2
Exons: 23
Coding region: 186-3002 (938 amino acids)
Biological process (GO): carbohydrate metabolic process
Molecular function (GO): 4-alpha-glucanotransferase activity; starch binding
Source: RefSeq, a predicted model, not a curated record